CUUGCGCUGAAGAAAUGGUCUGACCUCCACACGGUUCCUCCUCGAUUUUACAGAAAACAUAUCUGUGCCGAUCUCGCAGAGUCUGGAAAGGUCCAGUCAGAAGUUCAGCGACAGGAGAGGUGGUGUAAGAGCGGACGAGUUGAGUAUUCCAUCUUAUUAGGCCCGCCCGGCACUCCAAACGGAACUCUGCGAAUCUACACAAUACCUCACCAAACACCCGAUUCUAGUCAUUCACGACAAUGACCAGUCACUUCUCUUCAUCGGGCGCUUUUGUUAAAUUUCUUCCUUAAAAAUUCUGUUUCUUCACGACGCUGAGUUCUCCCGGCCUCUCGCCUGGCUGCGAUUCUCACCUUUGUCCGGUCAGGACUUUUACACUCAUUUCCACUGACUUGACGGGUUCUGGACUGGACGAUAUACCACUAUGACUACUGCGCAAAUGUCCGCAGAUAAGUCUAGACUGUCCUUUGCGAAGGUAGCUGCAUCUGCUGGCAAGGACAAUGUUGCUCUCAGUUCAUUUGCUAAAGUGGCUGCCUCUGCGCAGGCCAAGGAUUUAAAGAAGGAGAACAUUGCAAUUCCAGGUCAGGCAGAGACAUCUACUCAGCCUAAUGGAUUGUCGGAUAUACAACACACCAGCACCGACGACGGAAAGUCUAACGAGAAUCUUGUCGAAGCAGUAAAGGCGCUGAGUAUCAACGCUGCUCCCAGCCUUGUCGUCAAUGGGUCUGGAAUAGUUAGGAACAAGUCUGAGGGACCUGAUGAUGAGUCUGGAUCCGAUCUGGGUACAAGACCUCCGAGCUUCACUUCUGGCACCACGUUUGCGUUGGAUGAAAAGGAAUCACUUCGCCCCGAUGAUAGUGCAUCUGUCAAAGCAGCCGAAGAUGACGACACCUUUUCUGGACGAGGAUCUAUUGUGGCUGGAUCUAGAAUAGGCAGUGAGGCUGCUGCUCGUGCUUAUCGUGCACAAUUCUACGACGCUCCUGAUCGACGGAACAUGCAGAAUAUCCAUGAGCGUCAAAGCCAGGGAGUGAGUACACCUCAGAGUGGCUCAUCUGGACAGCAAACAACAGACGAUGGCAAGUCCAAGCCACUCAUUGGAACACCAGGAGUGCCGGAUGCCUUCAAUCUAUUCUACCGACAAACACCUGACGAAAAGCUCCUCGAGGCACUGGAGUCACCAAAAGACCGGAUUUUCCUGCUUCGCCUGGAACAGGACGUGAUUGAGUUUGUCAAAUCCAGCAAGGAGCCUUUCAUUGAUCUUCCCCCAUGUAAUUCAUUCUGCAGAAUGCUCACCCACAAGCUCGCGGACUACUAUCAUAUGACACAUCAGGUCGAUGCUAUAGCUGGUGCUGUUCGCAUUUUUCGAACUCCUUUCUGUAGAUUGCCGCCUUCAUUGACUAGUAUCUCAAAUCCUCCCACAUCGGGUAACACUCCACCACCUACUAUGCCAGCGAUGAAAAUCAUGCGCAGAGGUGGUGACGGAGACACCGGACCGAGUCCGUCAAAGGCUACUUCUGAAACAGGAAGUGACGGAAAGGAUAAGUCGCUCUCCGCGAAGGAGAAACUAUCCCGAGAGGAACGAGAAGCGGCGUAUAACAAAGCCAGAGAGCGGAUCUUUGGUAAAGAUGAUAAGGCGGGAGAUGUAACUCCAGAUACCGAAGACGGAAACGAGAUGUCCAGAUCGAGUUCCGUCUCAACAAAAGACAGAACUAGCCAAAACAAAAGAGCCAAGCCUGCUAAGCAACGACGAGACGACUCUGAAAAUUUUGAUGUUAGAUCUCAGUACGCACCCUACUUCCCACAACCGCAAGCUCCGACAUGGGUUCCGACACAACAAUAUGCACCAAUGGGCCCUCCUCAAUUCAGUGGUGGUACUGCACAGCCCAGCUAUCAAAAUCCUAUGCAGCCUCACUUUGGUCCUCAGCAAUUCAACCCAGGAGUGAUGACGGGUGUUAAUAUGCAGUACAACCCUCCCCAACAAUAUCCACCACAGGGUCAACAACGCUUUCAACAGCCCCAUAGUGCUCCAAUCAGUGGUUUCGCCUCGCCCGUCCAAUCACCACCGCCUGCUCCACAACAGUGGCCACAACCUCUCUAUCAAAGCCCAUAUCAGCAAUCUCAAACAGCUAUGGUCCGUGGGCCUCCCAAUUCGAUCCCAUAUGCGUUUGGUCAAUUGCCAAGUACUGCCAAUCCAGCAGACCCAAAAAGCCAACAUCCAAUCCCAGGAAGUUUUAACCGCCAUGCAUUCAACCCGAAGACACAGUCAUUCGUUCCUGGCAGUUCAGGCCUUCCGGUCCCGCAGCCCAUGUCUCAUCAUGGAUCUCCUCACCAUGGUUCCCCGCAUCACGGUUCUCCUCAUCUCCCUUAUAACGCCUUCGCUACUCCUCAACAACAAUUUGGCAAUGGAAUGGGCUACAACAUGGCACGUCAAGGCUCUAAUAACUCACUGCCGUCGUACCAUGCAUCUCCUCACAUGGCUCAACGUCCAAUGAUGCAUCAAGGUAUGCCUCAAAACCUCCCCCAAGGCAUGUCUCACUCGCAAGGUAUGCCCCAAGGUGUGAGCCAAGUGAUGCCAAUGGCGAUGUCACACAUUGGAAAUCAUCUUCCCAACUAUGGUAAUCCCUCGACACUUCCCCCUAAGCCACCUACUGGAGUUUGAAGGCGUACCCUUUUAUGUUUUUAUCAGAAAGUGGCGUAUGGUAGGAGCAUUGGCGGAGUUAGCGGGACUUGCGGCAUAAAGUGGCACUUUAGUACCAGGUUUACAACAUUGAGCUGAUAGACCACAAAUACAAUAUUCAGAAUGAUGUGAUUUU
Molecule: messenger RNA, 2810 nt
Organism: Mollisia scopiformis
Lineage: Eukaryota; Fungi; Ascomycota; Leotiomycetes; Helotiales; Mollisiaceae
Exons: 6
Coding region: 422-2656 (744 amino acids)
Biological process (GO): galactose metabolic process
Molecular function (GO): nucleic acid binding
Source: RefSeq, a predicted model, not a curated record